UACGUCAUCACAUUGCACCCAUCUUCAGGAAGAAGGGAGUACUACCAUUAAAGAGGGUGGGAUGAUUUCUGGUGUAAUUUCUCAUGAUAAAAUAAGACCAUAUAGUUAAAAACAGAUUUAAAGCUCAAAUAAGAUAGUAAAACAAAGAAACAAGCGUAUUUGCGACAAUAUCGUGAAAGUAGCCGAAAGGAGUCACGGUGCGCGUCACAUACAGUGAGACCUUCGCAAAGCGUCCUGCUGCACAUCAGAAUGAAUGUAAACGGCAAGGAAAAGGAGCCUGCUUCCUUGAGGGAGGAGGGAAACAGCCACUUCAAGAAUGGUAAUAUGGAGGGAGCCCUGUGCUGCUACACUAAGGCACUGAAUUUAUGUGACAAUCAGUCAGAGAGUGCCAUCCUCUACCGCAACAGAGCUGCGUGCUACCUCAAACUGGAGGACUACACCAAAGCAGAGGCAGAUGCUUCCAAAGCACUAGACACAGAUGCGGGUGAUGUGAAGGCUCGGUUCCGGCGCGCUCAGGCCAUGCAGAAACUGGGCCGGCUGGACCAGGCAUUUUUAGACGUUCAGAAGUGCGCGCACAUGGAUCCCAAGAACAAGGCCUUCCAGGACAUGCUCCGACAACUCGGUGCCCAGAUACAGCAAAAGGCCACGCAGCUUUCAUCUACGGAUGCUCGCGUGCAACAAAUGUUCACGGUCCUCCUGGACACGUCUGCACAAGCCUCGGACAGGCAGAAGGCGGCUCAGAACCUGGUGGUGCUCUCCCGGGAGGAGGCCGGGGCCGAGCAGAUCUUCCGGAACGACGGGGUGAAGCUGCUCCAGAAGCUGCUGCAGGCCCAGCAGGAGGACGUCGUGCUCUCAGCUCUCAGGACUCUGGUUGGCCUCUGCACUGGGCACCAGUCCAGGACCAUGGUGAUUGUGAACGAGCUGGGGAUGGAGGGGCUGUGUGUGGUGAUGGGCUCUGGGGGCGAGGCGGUCUCCCUGGCCGCCCACCACCUCCUGCAGGUGAUGUUCGAGGCUCUGACUGAGGGCAUGAGGCGGGAGGUCCGGGGCAAAGAUGAAGCUAUUCUUCCAGAGCCGUCUCGUGAACUCCGCUCGAUGCUGCGGCACCUUGUGGAGAUGCUGCCCAUGUCAAAGGUCUCAGGGCCCGGCCGGGACAGUGCCAUUAACCUGCUGGUCAAACAGGUCCCCCGCAAGUCUCAGAAAGACCCGGACAACUCCCUCACUCUGUGGGUGAUAGAUCAAGGACUGAAGAAGAUCCUGGAGGUUGGAGGUACUGUUCCCGAGCUCUCCGAUGGACCUCCCCUCACUGAUAACACCCAUAUGAGCUGCUCCGUGCUGCUGAGCAAACUCUAUGAUGACCUGAAGAGUGAUGGAGAGAGAGAGAACUUUAACCGUCUCUGUGAGGAAUAUGUCCAGCGUCACUUCGACUCCUCUGGGAUGGAGAGUAAGCUGCGGGCCAUACAGACCGUGUCAGUGCUGCUGCAGGGGCCCAGUGAUGUCGGCAACCGCGCCCUGGAGAUGUCAGGUGUCAUGGACACCGUGAUCUCCCUGUGUGCCUCACAGGACCUCACACACCAGCAGGUGGCAGUAGAGGCUCUCAUUCACGCGGCAGGCAAGGCCAAGAGGGCCUCGUUCAUCACUGCCAGUGGAGUGUCGCUGCUCAAAGACCUCUACAAGAAGAGCGAGAAUGACAGGAUCAGAGUGCGUGCUUUAGUGGGUUUGUGUAAGCUGGGCUCAGCAGGAGGGACUGACUUUAGCAUGAAGCAGUUUGCAGAAGGAUCAACGCUGAAAUUGGCCAAGCAGUGCAGGAAGUGGCUGUGUAACGAGUCUCUGCCCCAGAACUCUCGGCGCUGGGCCGUGGAGGGCCUGGCGUAUCUCACCUUUGACGCAGACGUGAAGGAGGAGCUGGCCGAAGACAGCCACGCCUUGUCGGCCAUGUUCCAGUUAGCAAAGUCCGAGGAUAAGACGGUGCUGUUUGCUGUGGGCUCCACGCUGGUCAACUGCACCAACAGCUACGACGUGGACAAGCCCGACCCCCAGAUGGUAGAGCUGGCCAAGUACGCCAAGCAGCACGUGCCUGAGGAGCACCCCAAGGACGCCCCGGCCUUCGUGCAGCAGCGGCUGGCCAAGCUGCUGGAGGCCGGGGUGGUGUCAGCGCUGGUGUGCAUGGUGAAGCAGGAGAGCCCGGCGCUCACAGACUCCUGCCGCGAGUGCAUGUCCAGGGUGUUCUUGGCAGUGGUGGACAGACAGGAGGACAGGGGCACAGUGGUGGCACAGGGUGGUGGGAAAGCUCUAAUCCCUCUGGCAUCGGAGGGGACGGACGUGGGGAAGAUCAAAGCGGCACAGGCCCUGGCCAAAAUCACCAUUACGUCCAACCCAGAGAUAGCCUUCCCGGGAGAGCGGGUGUACGAGGUGGUGCGGCCCCUGACCCGUCUGCUGGCCCUGGACUGCACACUGCUGCAGAACUUCGAGGCCCUCAUGGCGCUUACCAACCUGGCGGGCAUCAGUGAGAGGCUCAGGCAGAAGAUCAUAAAGGAGAAGGCUGUGCCUAAAGUGGAGGGCUACAUGUUCGAGGAGCAUGACCUCGUCCGCGCUGCCGCUACUGAGUGCAUGUGCAACUUGGUCCUGAGCACCGAGGUCCAGGAGCUCUUUGUGGCCACGGGGAACGACCGGCUGAAGCUGCUGGUGCUGUACAGCGGGGAGGAUGACGAGCGGCUGAGGAAGGCUGCGGCAGGAACGCUCGCUAUGCUGACGUCUGAGCAGCCACAGCUGUGUGCUCGCAUCCCUGGAACUACCAGCCAUUGGCUGGAGAUCCUGCAGGCUCUGCUCCUGAGCGAGAGCCGGGACCUGCAGCACCGCGGGGCGGCCGUGGCGCUCAACCUGAUGAAGGCCGAGCGCAGCCUGGCCCAGGAGCUGAUGGAGAGCGAGGCGCUGGAGAUCCUCUCCGUGCUGGCCAAAGGGGGCGCCCCUGAGCAGGGCCCCGUCGCACAGGUGGCCCAACGCUGCCUGGACACGGCCCUGCAGUACGGCCUCAUCAAAAGCAACCGCGGCGACGGGGCGGAGGGCACGGAGCCCUGAGAGCCUGCCGUGCGGACGCACACUCCAGAAGUACUCCAGAAGUACUCCAGAAGUACUCCAGUCUUAGGAAACAGCCAUGUGUCCCUCGACUUCUAUGAAGUAUCACAGCACAGCGCCCCAGCUGUUCUCACCAGUGGCUUAUGCACGGACGCACACCUGUCCAUCAGCUCAACUGAGACCAAAUCCAUUAUUACUUCCACUGCAUCUUUAUUGAUGUCUUUGUGUUUUAUUACUUUUGCAUUCCAAAUUUGAUUCUGUUGUUGCAACAUUACAGUGGUCUGCAGGCUUCACUCAGUGUCCAUUCAUUCACUGUGCCUUUAACACCUGUAACUGUUUGGUGUCACUACAUGUCAUGUUAAUUAAAAGAAAAAUUACAUUGCACUUUGUACAAAAAUAAAGCAACAUUGGUUUCCAAUAGCAA
Conger conger (European conger) is the source of this 3496-nucleotide messenger RNA. RefSeq names its product protein unc-45 homolog A-like. The record is from RefSeq and is a predicted model, not a curated record. The transcript is spliced from 19 exons. The coding region runs from base 250 to 3075 and encodes 941 amino acids. NCBI's taxonomy places the organism in Eukaryota, Metazoa, Chordata, Actinopteri, Anguilliformes, Congridae. Gene Ontology annotation, molecular function: Hsp90 protein binding.